AUGUCAGCAACGGUGUACAUUGACGCCAUCCAAAAAGAUGAUGGUGUUGGACUGAAACCUCUUGCAUUAUCUGUUCUUUUCCAUGGAAGUGUACCGCAUCCGCUGGAAAUCACUAUUAAUGUUCCCUCUGAAUUUGCUGGCUAUGUGGUGCUGAUUCUUGAUGCUGCUCCUUUGAUGAUAUCUAGCCUACAACCAAGGCUGCGAACGCCGUCCUUCUUCCCUCUUCCAUCAGACUUCGAUCCUUUCACUGCAAGGUGUUGGGUCACACUCUUAUAUAAGCUUGAAUCUUGGCUGGUUCACGUUGUUGUCGACACACGCACACCCGAAUGGACAUGGGGUUGUGACGCAUUCUGGAUGGCAUUUCUUGCAGCUUAUCCUGACUUCCCUCAUGGCUCUUGGCCCCUUUGGAAUUCAAGAAUCAGUCUGGAAGGAGCAUUUAUUGAGUCAUGGACACUCACUGAGGAUCCAGAGGAUUCACCUGCAUUGAUCACAGAUCAUGAUACUAUCAGAGCUGCUGAGCUUUGA
Molecule: messenger RNA, 525 nt
Organism: Suillus discolor
Lineage: Eukaryota; Fungi; Basidiomycota; Agaricomycetes; Boletales; Suillaceae
Exons: 4
Coding region: 1-525 (174 amino acids)
Source: RefSeq, a predicted model, not a curated record